Molecule: messenger RNA, 1569 nt
Organism: Truncatella angustata
Lineage: Eukaryota; Fungi; Ascomycota; Sordariomycetes; Amphisphaeriales; Sporocadaceae
Product: major facilitator superfamily domain-containing protein
Exons: 3
Coding region: 1-1569 (522 amino acids)
Biological process (GO): transmembrane transport
Cellular component (GO): membrane
Molecular function (GO): transmembrane transporter activity
Source: RefSeq, a predicted model, not a curated record
AUGUCCGAUGUUACGAGGAAGCAACCUGACAAGCAGGGAAGCCCCGAUACAAAGGAUCCAGAGAAAUCAACCAUGGAUAUCUCAUUAGAUCCCGACAACUCGACUCUCGAGCCAGACAACGAGGUUGACAUCGAGGCCGGUAAUGAUAAGCGCGAGUCUGCAGACGAGGUUGAUCCGAAUACCGUUGAUUGGGACGGCCCUCAAGAUCCCAAUAACCCCAUGAACUGGCCUGACAAGAAGAAGUGGCUAAACGUGUCCAUCUUGUCGCUGUUGACCAUCGUCACUCCGCUCGGUUCUUCCAUGUUCGCUCCUGGUAUUCGUUCGAUCAUGGUGGAAUUUCGCAGCACAUCAUCCAUCACCGCAACAUUCCUGGUAUCCAUCUACGUCCUCGGCUUUGCCUUCGGUCCAUUACUUGCCGCGCCCCUGAGCGAAAUCUAUGGUCGAAGACCCCUCUACAUCUGGGGUAAUGUCUUGUUCGCAAUCUUCACCAUGUGUACGGCUCUCAGUAACAGUAUCGGUAUGCUGUUGGCGUUCCGGUUUCUCAUGGGCCUAGCAGGGUCGGUGCCAAUCACAAUCGGGAGUGGUAGUAUCGCAGAUAUGAUGCCAGUAGAGAUGCGAGGCAGGGCUCUCUCGGUUUGGGCAUUGGGCCCACUGCUGGGUCCAUGUAUUGGGCCCGUCGCCGGAGGUUAUCUGAUCCGAGCGGCUGGAUGGAGAUGGGUAUAUUGGCUGAUACUUAUCCUAUCUGGACUAUUCAUCCCGGUCUCUUACUUCUUCCUCCGCGAAACCUUUGGCCCCGUGCUACUGGAGCAAAGAGCUCAAAGACUUCGCAUGGAAACUGGCAACCCGGACUUGCACAAUAAGUACGCCGGUCGCACCACUCCGACCGAGCAGUUGAGAUUGGCUAUGAUACGCCCAAUAAAGCUGCUGGUGGUCACGCCUAUCGUUACGCUCAACGCCCUCUAUGUUGCCAUCACAUACGGCAUUUUGUAUCUGCUUAUCGCCACAUUUUCGUUCGUUUAUACAGGCCAGUAUGGAUUCGAUGAAGGUACGAGUGGACUGACGUUCCUCCCAGCCGGCAUAGGAAUGAUGAUCGGCGUCACGGGCUUCGGGCUUAUCUCUGACAAUAUUGUCAAGCGCAACCAGGCAGCUGGAGUGACGCACAAGCCAGAGGUUCGCUUGCCGCCGCUAUUGACUAUCCCAAGUGGCUUGACCCUUCCAGUAGGACUAUUUAUCUAUGGAUGGGCCACGGAUAAGGUUGUGCACUGGAUCGUGCCCAUGAUUGGAGUCGUGAUCUUCACAGCCGGCUUGAUGGGAGUGAUGAUGUCUGUGCAGAACUACCUUCUCGACACCUAUCCGAAAUAUGCUGCUUCAACAACCGCAGCGCUAACGGUCCUUCGUUCAUUGCUCGGAGCCCUCUUGCCUCUGGGAGGAUUACAAAUGUACAACACUCUGGGUCUUGGUUGGGGCAAUAGCCUGCUCGCAUUCGUCUCAUUGGCGCUUGUACCUAUUCCGCUUGUUUUCUUUAUCUUCGGCGAACGCAUCCGAAACAGGUUCAACCCUACACUGUAG